GUUUUUUCGGCUCCUUCUUCGCUUGCAGGAGAGCGGGAGGACUGAGGCUGGAGGCGGACUGGGGGAUGCCUGGAAGGGGUGAAGCCGAAUCUAGAACAUUGUAAAACAUGGCCACAGUAUUCCAUCGGAACAAUAUCAUGGAGCAAUCACCCCAUAUGAAAACGGAGGGGCAAAGCACCACAGCAGGGGAGGCACCAGAGGGGAGAGCAAAAUCUCUUCACCUCCUCCAGGACGGGAGCAUCGGGAAAUUCCUUCAGAGGAGAUCAGGAGUUCAGGCGCAUCAGGAAGCAGGGGAUGGUUCCCUUUCCCUUGCGCAGUGGGAAGCCCAGUGGCAGGAGUUCCUCAGGACAAUGGAAAACCCUCACUCUGGAUGGGGAAGCCCACAUUUGUCGGGUAAGCCAUCACACUGGGAGGAUGCCAAGGCCUUCCUGGCCUCCUUCGAGCAAGUAGCUGAAGCCUGUCAGUGGCCCCAGGAAGAGUGGGUGACCCGACUCCUGCCAGCCCUCAGCGGAGAAGCCCAAGAGGCCUUUAACAGUCUGCAUCUCAGAGACAGAGAGGAUUAUGGGAAGGUGAAGGCAGCCAUCUUGCGAGCCGAUGCCAUGAGCCAAGAGAAGCAGCGCCAGCAUUUCAGGCAUUAUUGUUACCAGGAGGCCGAGGGGCCGCGGGGGGCUUACAGCCAACUCCAGGAAAUGUGCCGGGGGUGGCUGAGAAUGGAGAAGCACAGCAAGGAGCAGAUUCUGGAGCUCUUGAUCCUUGAGCAGCUGCUGAACAUCCUACCCCCAGAGAUCCAGAGCUGGGUGAGGGAAAACGGUCCUGAGAAUUGCUCCCAGGCAGUGGCCCUGGCCGAGGAGGUCCUCUUAAGGCAGGAGAAGCAGGUGCUCUUGGAGGAUGCAUCUGGGAGACAAGAUCUACCUGAGAGCAAGCAGAGGCAGGUGUUGAUGGGCGUCAAGGAAGAAGAGGACAGAGAGACCAGCCUGCUGGCAGAAAAUAUAGCGGGGUCAGCCAGGGAAUUCCAGUGGUUCUCAGUGGAAAAAACCAAGAGCAAAGAAGCUGAAGAAGUCUUUGGGGAUCAAGACAGACCAGAGAGGCAGGAGGGAAGUCAUGCAGAAAAGAUAAGGGAAAAACUCAAAGGAGAGGGCUUGAAUGAAAUCUCAGUCCAAGAAGAAAGCUCAGCCCAAGACAGAAAGAACAAAGUCCUCUGUGAUAACCAGAGGAGCCAGUGCUGGAAAAAUGAAAAUGAAACUGUGGCAUUUGGAAGCACCUUCAGUCAGAGCAUGAAUGUUAUUUUCCAGGAAAAAGUUGACUCAGAAGAGAACGUGUAUAAUUACUUGGAGUGUGAAAAUACCCUUCCUUCCCAGCAAAGAUUUCAGUCAGGGGUUGAUCAGGAGAAUGAGGAGGACAAGGAACAGCAUCAGGUAUCACCAGACGAAGCCAAGAACGAAGAGCUGACAGGAAGUUUCAUGACUCUCAGUGGACCCAAGAAGCAGAAAGGAAGCCAGAUGGUGGAGAAGGGGGAUGAACCCAUUGCUUGCCAAGGAGGGAAUUUACAUGAAGAAAUUCACAUGUAUGAAUGCUUGGAGUGUGGAAUGAACUUUUCAGUUCAAGCCCAUUAUAAUAUCCAUUUAGAAAAGCACAGUGGAAGGAAGACCCAUCAAUACUCAGAGGGGGAAAGGAGCUUCAUUCGCACAUCAGAGCUCCUUAGACAUGAAAGAAUCCAUACAGGAGAGAAACCAUAUAGCUGCUCAGACUGUGGGAAGAGCUUCUUACAGAAAGCAAACCUUAUUCAGCAUCAAAAGAUUCAUUCAGAAGAGAAGCCAUCGAUCUGUUCAGAGGCAGGAAAUACUUUCUCUGAUGGAAAAAAGGCCGCUGUACACUUUCCCAAGCGUAUUGUGGUAAAGCCACAUAAAUGUUUUCCAUGUGGAAAGUGUUUCAGAUACAAAUCAGAGCUCCUUGCACACCAAAGAAUCCACACAGGUGAGAAACGUUUUGAAUGCUCCGAGUGUAGGAGGGACUUCAACUGGAGUAGUGACCUUCAACGGCAUCUAAGAACCCACACUGGCGAGAAACCUUUUGAAUGCUCAGAGUGUGGAAAGAAAUUCAGUCAGAGUUACUGUCUUCAGCAGCAUCAAAGAACCCAUGCAGGUGAGAAACCAUUUGAAUGUUCCGAGUGUGGAAAGAAAUUCAGUCAGAAUUCCCAUCUUCAACAGCAUCUAAGAAUCCACAAAGAUAACAAAGCUUUUCAGUGCUCCGAGUGUGGCAAGAACUUCAACUGGAGUGGUGAUCUUCAGCGGCAUCUAAGAACCCAUAGAGGGGAGAAAUUUGAAUGCUCCAUUUGUGGAAAGAAAUUCAGUCAGAGUUGCUAUCUUCCACGGCAUCGAAGAACCCACACAGGCGAGAAACCUUUUGAAUGCUCAGAGUGUGGAAAGAACUUCAAAUGGAGUCGUGAUCUUCAGCGGCAUCUAAAAACCCACUGAGUGGAGGAACCGUUUGAAUGCUCCAACUGCUGAAGGAAAUUCAGUCAGAAAUCUGUCUUCUAACAGCAUCAAAGAAUACACAGAAGGGGAAACCAUGUAGCUACUUAAGCUAUGACUUGAGCUUGUCUCGUAUUUUUUAACUUAAAGAUCAUAGAGUUCACACAGAUUUGAAACCAUAUAAAUUCUUGUAAAGAUUUUCCAUCUGCCCAGAAACCUUACUGUGUAACCAUAAAAGAGAAAGAAAAAUCAAAUUGGGGAGAAAGUGUAUUAAUGCUUGGAUUGUGGGAAGAGCUUUAACCAUAAUUGAAGCCUCAAACACAUAUCGGGGGGAGAAAGCAAGGAAGUGCUGUCAGGGUUACAGGAACUUCAAAGCUAGCUCUGCCCUCUUUAACCAUCAAGGAAUCCACACAGGGAGAAAAUUCAUAAAUGUUCAAUGCAACGCAAGACCAUGAAGCAGAGAUCAGACCUUCAUGAUCUCCAGAGAAUCCACAGAAGGGUACAGUGUUCCCUAGAACUACCCUAUAGUUGGGUACAGUGAGGCUCCUCUUUCCCAGGCAUCGAAAGUUGAAAAAGUUCUUAGGGCCUUUUUAGUGGUUGCCCUUCUCUGUGAAAUUUGCUGCUUAAGAACAUCUGCCAACCUAACUCUUGCUGAAAUUUGGAAAACUGGCAAAACAUUUAUAUUUUCCAUUUUUUUUAUUGAAAAUAAUUCUUCCAGACAGCAAAAAACCCUUCCAACAACAGAUACCUACCAAAAAGACUGGACCUUUGUUGAACAGGCUGAGAAAAUUCUCUUCAUUUCUCUAGUUUAAUUUGAAAAGAUAUGUAGCUGAGGGUUGCUAAUGGGCCUGAGAGGGGGGAUAUCCUAUCCCUUUCAUACAGGCUUAGUGUGUGGAAAUGGAAAGGGGAAGUUUUCCUGGCCUUGGAGGUAAAUGACAUCACUUCAAGCCUCUGUUAAAGGGACAGGACUUUUUUUCUCUCCAAGCAGUUGGCGAACCCUUCAUUGGGUGUUUCUUUCUUUAUCAAUCUAAGAAAACAAAAUGCAGCUAAGGAAGGGUUAUAUUGAGGCAAUUAAUAUUUUUAUGUAAUUCCAGAUUGUAUGAUUUCUUCUGUAUGCUUUCUGGGAUUUUUAUGAG
Messenger RNA from Eublepharis macularius, 3607 nucleotides. Its product is annotated as zinc finger and SCAN domain-containing protein 2-like. NCBI's taxonomy places the organism in Eukaryota, Metazoa, Chordata, Lepidosauria, Squamata, Eublepharidae. Gene Ontology annotation, biological process: negative regulation of transcription by RNA polymerase II. The transcript is spliced from 5 exons. The record is from RefSeq and is a predicted model, not a curated record. The coding region runs from base 108 to 2474 and encodes 788 amino acids. Gene Ontology annotation, molecular function: DNA-binding transcription repressor activity, RNA polymerase II-specific.